AUGGCAUCCGAACAGUCCUACGGCACGCUCGACGGAGCCAAGAGUCCACUGAUAUCUUUCAGGUCUGGUUCUCAGUCGCCACCAGAGUCCUCGGACAGAUCGCUCGAUCCCGAAGAACUCGAGGAACAGGUCCUUGAGGUGAUCAGAAGCAAGACAUUCGUGGUAGACUGGUGCGACGAGGACGAUAAAGGGGAUCCAAAAAAUCUGCCUUUGGUACGAAAAUGGCUCAUCACAGUGUCCUUGGCCCUUUAUGCUCUCGUCACCACCUUUGCCUCGUCGUCCUUUGGAGCUGCUACACCUGUCAUUGCCAAAGAAUUUGAUUUGCCUCCGAAGACGGUUGUGUUUGGUUGCACUUCACUCUUCAUGGUUGGAUUCGCGCUGGGACCAGCACUUUGGGGGCCGCUAAGUGAAUGCUUCGGCAGACGCAUGCCGAUACUUAUAGCCUUCUUCAACUUCACGCUCCUCCACAUACCAGUCAUUGAUGCGAAAAGCCCCACGACGAUCUUCUUUCUUCGCUUCUUGCAGGGUUUCUUUGGUGCGGCUCCAUCUUCCAUACUCUCCGGUACUUUAGCCGACAUAUGGACGCCUAAACAACGAGGCUUUGCCAUGCCUGCCGUGGGGUCUUUCCUAACUAUUGGGCCACUCCUUGGCCCUCUUAUUGCGUCAGUCCUCGUCAACAGCCCGUUGGGUUGGAGAUGGAUCGAGACAGUCACAGUCAUUGCCUCAGUGGUCGUGAUCAUUGGCACCUUCCCUUUGCUAUCGGAGACAUACUCACCUCUGCUUCUCUCUCAGAGAGCCAAACGCCUUCGACACCUCACACAGAACUGGGCACUGAGGGCAACUUGGGAUGAGAACGAAAGCACGCUAAGCGACUUCGCCGAAAGAUAUCUUCUACGACCGAUUCGCAUGCUUGUCCUCGAGCCGAUACUUGCUCUCAUCACAUUGUACAUUUCCGUUUGCUUUGGCCUACUGUACAACUUUUUCCUUGCCUACCCAACAUCUUUCAUGCAAGAACGAGGCUGGGAUCAGACGUCGGCAAGCUUGCCCCUUAUUGCUCUCCUUCUUGGGAUUAUUCUUGCUGGAGUGGUCAUAUCCGCGACGAACAACACCUGGCUGUCCCCAAAUAUUGCUGAGGGUCGGCCCCAGGAGACCCGACUUUUGCUGAUGAUGACUGGAGCUGUAGCUCUUCCUAUUGGGAUGUUCUGGUUUGCAUGGACAAGCUCAGCCUCAAUUAACCCUUGGCCGCAGAUUAUUGCUGGUGUACCGACGGGCUACGGAAUUCACAUCGUUAACAUGCAAGGAAUGAACUACAUUGUCGACUGUUACGGGAUAUACGCGAAUUCUGCAAUCGCUGCCAACACUUUCCUCCGCUCGCUCUUUGCGGCUGGCUUUCCAAUCUUAGCCACUUCCAUGUACGCCUCCAUCGGAGUCAAAUGGGGUACUAGCAUUCUUGGGCUGUUAGCCGUUGUGCUGGCACCCGUUCCAGUGUUGUUCUACGUUUAUGGCGAGAAGAUAAGAGCACGGAGUCGAUGGGUGCCACCGACAUAG
This is a messenger RNA of Zasmidium cellare ATCC 36951, 1548 nucleotides long. RefSeq lists its product as uncharacterized. The record is from RefSeq and is a predicted model, not a curated record. The coding region runs from base 1 to 1548 and encodes 515 amino acids. Gene Ontology annotation, biological process: transmembrane transport. NCBI's taxonomy places the organism in Eukaryota, Fungi, Ascomycota, Dothideomycetes, Mycosphaerellales, Mycosphaerellaceae. The transcript has 6 exons. Gene Ontology annotation, molecular function: transmembrane transporter activity.